Messenger RNA from Solanum lycopersicum (tomato), 617 nucleotides. RefSeq names its product protein PROTON GRADIENT REGULATION 5, chloroplastic. Gene Ontology annotation, molecular function: electron transfer activity. Gene Ontology annotation, biological process: photosynthetic electron transport in photosystem I; response to high light intensity. Lineage: Eukaryota; Viridiplantae; Streptophyta; Magnoliopsida; Solanales; Solanaceae. The record is from RefSeq and is a predicted model, not a curated record. Gene Ontology annotation, cellular component: chloroplast.
AACAACCUACCUUCAUAAACCACACAAAAAAAUCUUAUAACAUAAGCUCAAAAACCCCCCUUAGCUCCAUUAUCAUCACUUUUAUAUUCAAGAAUAUUAUUUACUACUAGUAGUCCUAAGAAAAAAGGUUAUUUGAAUGGCAAUUACAAGUUCAAUUGCAACAACUUCAUUUUCUUCAUGUGUUAGUGGUGAAGAUUAUGGUAAGUUUAUGAGGAAAGUGCAACCAUUAAUGAAUGUUAAAUUUGGAAAGGCAGUGAGAUCAAGGAUAAUGAUGGGUAAUGUUAAUGAUGGAAAAGGAUUAUUUGCACCAAUUGUUGUUAUCACUAGGAAUAUUGUUGGCAAAAAAAGAUUCAAUCAACUUAGGGGCAAAGCUAUUGCUUUACACUCUCAGGUAAUCACAGAGUUUUGCAAGUCAAUAGGAGCAGAUCAGAAGCAAAGGCAAGGAUUAAUUCGAUUGGCAAAGAAGAAUGGUGAAAAACUUGGAUUUCUUGCUUGAUGGAUGGCACAAAAUUAAUCAUUAUUGCCAAUGUGUUAUGAUCAAAUAGCUAUAGCCUCUUUUGUGUAAUUGAGACAAAUCAAUCAGAUACAACUUUAAUUUUAUGUAUUAUUCAAACAUA